This is a messenger RNA of Ectocarpus sp. CCAP 1310/34, 1916 nucleotides long. Lineage: Eukaryota; Phaeophyceae; Ectocarpales; Ectocarpaceae. The record is from the annotation of a GenBank genome assembly.
GUGCUGCUGGUGCUGCUGCUCCCACUUGCUAUUAAUGUACCCAUCCCAGUCAGAGACGCCUCCUUUACCGCCUCCUGCGCCUCCAAGGACAGGCUCGCCGUCCUCACGACGAACAGCGCGCGGCGAAUCCUUCGCUGCAGGUGAAGAAGACGGCGGCGGUCGAUUCGGGAACAUCGAUCCCGCCGACAAUGAUCCAUCGGGUCCGGCUAUUCGGCCGUCAGCCGCCGAAGGGCAGCAGCUUGGUAGCCCUCCUUCUCGCUGCGACCGCUGCCCUCCGCCUUUCGCCGCUUGCCGCCACUGCUGUUGCAACGUCGUUGCUGGAUGCCCGCCGCCACGGCUACGACUCGAACAGGAUACCGCGCCUAUUCUGUCAUUGCACCGUACCACGUGCUGUAACGUGCUGCUUGACACUUUGGGUUGUCGACGACACCGCCGAGUGCCUGUUCCCGGCGCGAGCUGAAAGGAUAAUGCAUUCGUAGCAGAUCCAGUGAUGCAGUAGGCCAGCGGCAACAGACCCGUGCAUGAUGCCAAGGCAGGAACGCAGCCAGCUUUCAUCUCGAAAUGACGUAGCGGCGCUCGCGUGUGCGUGCCUCGGGCACGGGACUGUUGACCGGGAGGGAUGGGGUACCCCCUUUUUUCGUUUCGCGGAGCUCCACCGCCUCGUUGCUUUGGUCCUUCCGCCCCCUGCUCUGCGAGCUGGGUGGUGGUCAUCAGCCAUCCACGCCCAAAGUUACCAACGCACCGACGAGUUCAAGGCGGCGGGCAUGUCUUCUUCUGUUGAGGAGCCACUGGAUUUGAUUCGGCUGUCUCUCGAUGAGAGGAUCCACGUCAAAUGCCGCGGAGAGCGAGAGCUAAGGGGCAAGCUGCACUCGUACGACCAGCACUUGAACAUGGUGUUGGGGGAUGUGGAAGAAACGGUGACCACGGUGGAGGUGGACGAGGACACCUACGAGGAGAUCGUAAGGACUUCAAAGCGAAGUAUCGAGAUGCUCUUCGUGCGGGGGGACGUCGUAAUCUUAGUCUCCCCGCCGGUGCGCACAACAUAGGGGAUCAGUUUUGCAGUGGUGGAGCAGGUGCUUCUUCUCUGGCUUCUUUCUUGUUUUUGCGCGCUAGACCAUGAAGGACGACCCGCUCUCUCCCGCGGGACGUUCUCUUUUUUUGGGCCAAAGUAUUUUAAGUGGGUUUUGUUUGUGCCAUCGCGGGGUUUGACGUGAGCUUGGGGAGGCGGGCGGCCGGAGAGCGAGGAAUCUGCUGAAUCAAGAUAGCACGCGUGCGCGCGCGCGGGAAGGGCUAGAUCAUUUUUCUUGAGGGGUAUGACACCUUUUACUUGGAAGCCGGGGACGUUAAUCAGGAUUCGCUCUGGGGGGCGGUCUUGGUCCUUCGUCACCGGCUGCGAAUGUUUCGUGCAGCACAACGUACGUUUUUCGUGUCUGUUCAUGGUUUUGUCAUGGUAUAUUUCACAGUAGUUCGCAGGGUUCACUGGGUGAGUGGCACUAGAUAUUGUAUCUUCGACUGUGGGUUGUUUUUUGUGCGUCUCGCGUAAUACAGGUCGCCGUAAUUUUGGCUGGCGAUGCUGGUUUGGAUGGCGUUUUCUGGCGUCUCUCCUCGGCCUGCGAAAUCGAACAGAUGUGCCUACAGAGCGGAAAGACAACAUUUGUUUGCACAAGUUGUGGUAAAUUUUAGGGGCAGGAGAUAUCAUUUUUUUCAUCUUCUGUCGUUUCCUGUCAAGCCGACAUUGUUCCGGGAAAAUGUUGAGGAUUGGUCUUGUAGACUAUGCGAAAAUCGGAGAUCCGCCCUUGUCGAAAAAAAGGGAUUCGUGGAAGCAUGAAAUAUUCUUCGAAGUACCAAAUAUACCCAACCGGGAUUGCAACUGAUUCAGGUCUUCACUAUAAGAACCUUGUGUAGGAGACAGAUGG